UGGUAGUACCUUCGAUAGGCGGUCGCUGAUAAAUUGAAAGUUUAUUUAUUAUAAAACCCUUGGGCCUCUACUCGCUCACUCUUUUCCUCGCGUGAAUCGUUAUCUAGAGAAACAAGGGCAUUCUUUAUUUCUUCUUAUUUCUCUGAGGAAAGCGAGCAAACCCUAAUCUAAACAGCAAACCAGUCUGAUAGUUGUGGUAGUGGUCGUCUUCAGCAUAUCAUCAGUCAUGGCAGAGGCACAGACGAGACGCGGGGGAGGGAUGACCGGGGACGAGAAGCUCGAGUUCGUGACGUCUGAUGGGAUAGAGCCGAUCAUGAGCUUCGAUAAGAUGGGUUUAAGGGACGAUCUGCUCCGAGGCGUCUACAACUACGGCUUUGAGAAGCCCUCCGCCAUCCAGCAACGUGCCGUCAGGCCCAUCAUUGAGGGCCGUGACGUCAUUGCACAGGCCCAGUCCGGUACCGGCAAGACCUCCAUGAUUGCCCUCACCGUCUGUCAGCUUGUCGAUACCUCUUCCCUAGAGGUUCAGGCUUUGAUAUUGUCUCCAACAAGGGAAUUGGCGGCGCAGACGGAGAAGGUGAUACUAGCAAUUGGUAAUUUCAUAAAUAUAAAAGCCCAUUCUUGCAUUGGAGGCAAAAGCGUAGGCGAGGAUAUCAGAAAGCUUGAGUACGGUGUUCAUGUGGUGUCUGGAACUCCUGGUAGAGUCUGUGAUAUGAUCAAGAGGAGAACUCUCCGCACUCGAGCCAUUAAAUUAUUAAUUCUCGAUGAAUCUGAUGAGAUGUUGAGUAGAGGCUUCAAGGAUCAGAUUUAUGAUGUCUACAGAUAUCUUCCACCUGAGCUCCAGGUUUGCUUAAUUUCUGCUACACUUCCUCAUGAAAUUUUGGAGAUCACCAACAAAUUUAUGACUGAACCUGUAAGGAUCCUUGUCAAACGUGAUGAGUUGACUUUGGAGGGAAUCAAGCAAUUUUUCGUUGCGGUUGAAAGAGAAGAAUGGAAGUUUGAUACGCUUUGUGAUCUUUAUGAUACCCUUACAAUUACACAAGCUGUUAUUUUCUGCAACACAAAGCGAAAGGUGGACUGGCUCACCGAAAAGAUGCGGAGUAAUAACUUUACUGUGUCUGCAAUGCAUGGAGACAUGCCUCAGAAGGAGAGAGAUGCUAUUAUGGCCGAGUUUCGUGGUGGCACUUUCUCAUAAAUGUCUAAUCAUUAGAUAGACAUAAAAUCUCUUGACCUUGAACAGGUUUCCUUGGUUAUCAAUUAUGAUCUUCCAAACAACCGUGAACUGUACAUUCAUCGGAUUGGUCGUUCUGGUCGUUUUGGGCGCAAGGGUGUGGCAAUAAACUUUGUCAAAAGCGAUGAUAUUAAGAUCUUAAGAGACAUAGAACAGUAUUACAGUACCCAGAUUGACGAAAUGCCAAUGAAUGUUGCGGACUUGAUAUGAGAGUUGCUAGCCAUCCUGUGUGCAAAUGGAUGUUGGUUGUUCUGAUGUUGAUUGACUAAUUUGUGCAGUUGCCCGGGCUUUAUUUUGCAAUGGAUUGUACACUAGCAGAAGUUGGAAUGAUUUUGAGUUAUGAUAACGUGCUUUAAAGUUUCACAUUAGGCUGGUGUGACAAAUUUUAAGCACCUUGUGUGCAGAUUGGGUACUUAUUGUAUUUGGGUUUUGUUGUAUUUGGUAUUGAAUUCAAGUUAAUUUAUUAGUUUUGCGCAUGCU
Messenger RNA from Prunus mume (Japanese apricot), 1708 nucleotides. The record is from RefSeq and is a predicted model, not a curated record. Lineage: Eukaryota; Viridiplantae; Streptophyta; Magnoliopsida; Rosales; Rosaceae.